AUGAACACAUUGUUUGACGCGUUCAUAUCAUGUAUGGUGACGGAGAUCAUGUUCAUUUCAGAACUAUUGCCGAGCACGCAAUCCACUCGCAACCUUUUCAAGUUCAAUUUUGAACUUCAACCACCACGACAGACGUUGUCCGCAUUGCUCUCCCACUAUCUGCUCAUGUCGUCAGCACCAGUUCAUCGUACACGUGCUACAAACGCCCUCAAGCAUCCUGGGCUUGUCGUUGCGUCUACUCCACGACGGACCACGGCGCAAGUGCAAGCUGACAAAAAGCGUGAGGACCUGAAGAAACAGAUGAAGGUUGACAAGAGGAAACGAGCGAUAGAGGCAGUUGCUGAGGUAGAGGCCCAGAUGGAAGAAGAAGAUGAGCAUGUGAAAGCAAAGCGCAUCACGAAGCGUGUCGCCACAGAACCUUCAGCAAAAAGCAAAGUAAAGACGAACACCUCGAAGGCACUGGCAAGUAAGAAGACGGGCAAGGGCAGUCUGACUGAGCCAGAGUCCGACCUCACUGAUCUGCCCUCCGAAGAUGAGCCACCUCCCAAGAAAUCGAAGAAGGAUUCUGGUACCAGAGUGGUCAUCGAGCAAGCUCGUCUUGAGCUUCUGCAUCACAAGCUAUCAUCAAGCGAAGAUAUUGGCUCUGAGAUGGCCACCAUUGAACAUCCAGCGGCUGCCUCUCAGAAUCAUCCGAUCAAGCUCGGUGGUUCCAUGACUGAUCCCACACUUAAGACGGACUUCUUGAAAGAUGUGUCAUUCGACAAGCUAUCGCAAGCUGAGCAUCAUAGCAAACGGCAGAACGAUCGAGUCCUUGUGCGAGAUAGAGGUUUUGCAAGCGAGUCUGAUGAAGAUAUUGAAUGCUUCGCUGCCCUGUCCAGUCCUGUGAAAGGUCCGAACACGCGGCUCACACACAAGAAUAUGAUCAAAAUAGAUGACGUUGAUGAUAUUGAUGCGACCCCAUUCGCGAAGCCAUCCGCAUUUAAGUUCAAAUCCUUUAACAGUCAAGAAGUGGCCGACGUAGAUGACACACCUCAACCCAUACGUACGCGCAAGACACGAGACACCUACGUGAACGUUGAAGAUACAGUGACAAGAGAAGCUCCCUCCGUCAUCAAGACAGAGCCGUCAGACACUGCGAUAAUGAAUCGAUUACGUCCAAGUCGUCAAGUUGGAAAAAGCAAGACGUCUGACCUGCCUGAUGGUGCAAAUACCAAUGGACGGUGGUAUCGUGUCUUUCUCCCCACUCUUCGUCGCUACGCAGGAACACUUGUGAAUCCGUGGAUCAUUAAGGAUGAAGAUUUCAUUCACGCACUUCAGAUGAUCUGGAAUGCCAUAUACGGCAAGGCGGCUUCUUAUACGGUUGUCUGCAAUGACCAUGUCUUCAAACUCGCUACGCAGCGCCUCAGUGAAUGGCGCAGUGGCUUUGGACAAACUGCUCUGCGCCUGCUCGACACCUUCUUUGCUGACGACAAGGAGAACCUCUACAACACUAUUGAGGAUCGUCGUGACUUUGCAGAGUAUAUGCUAUCCAAGCUUCGCUUCACAUACGAGCAUGCAGAAGGGAACAAUAAAGCAGAGUGGACGGGCCUUUACCAAUCUGUAUUCAUACUGCGACUGCUGGCUUAUCACUACACCCACAUGAAGGAUGCUAUCGAUGUUCCCGGUCUUACAGGUAUGCGAAGACAUGAGGAUUGUCCUAUUGGUGCGAUUGCCAUGUCCUCUGCCGCCACUUACCGUGCGCUGUUGCUAUGGGUCAAGGGCGAUAUGGCAUUGGAAAAUGGCAAGGGGAUAUUGCUCAAAAGCAUGAAUGUUGCUACCGGUGAUGCAACGAAUAGCGAAACUGCCUUCAGUGAAGCGAAGUAUGGAACGUGCACAGUCGGGUAUGCGGAGGCAGCACGAAAACUUGGUAUCAUAAAGCCGAAGAAGAUGACUCGCAUUGUCGAGCGUGCGAUGAAGAUAGCAUUCGCUGGCAAGUCCAUCGGACGAAGGGAAAUCAUCACCAUUGAUGAUUCUGAUCUCGAUUCUGACGAAGAUCCAUCAAAGCUUGUCGACCUUGGUCCUGACAGUGACGCAGAAUAG
Molecule: messenger RNA, 2079 nt
Organism: Laetiporus sulphureus 93-53
Lineage: Eukaryota; Fungi; Basidiomycota; Agaricomycetes; Polyporales; Laetiporaceae
Exons: 10
Coding region: 1-2079 (692 amino acids)
Source: RefSeq, a predicted model, not a curated record